Molecule: messenger RNA, 1044 nt
Organism: Metarhizium robertsii ARSEF 23
Lineage: Eukaryota; Fungi; Ascomycota; Sordariomycetes; Hypocreales; Clavicipitaceae
Product: Cytochrome P450 CYP56F1
Exons: 2
Coding region: 1-1044 (347 amino acids)
Molecular function (GO): oxidoreductase activity, acting on paired donors, with incorporation or reduction of molecular oxygen; monooxygenase activity; iron ion binding
Source: RefSeq, a predicted model, not a curated record
AUGACUGCCUCCCUGCUGCUGGGUGGUGCGAUACUAUUGGCAAUCACCGUGUCCGGUGUCCUCUUUUCUUACUUUUCAUCUCCUCGGAAAGGCGUUGGCGGCAUUCCCACGAUACCCCUCUGGGUGGCACUGAUGCCCUUGGUCAAGGACGUCGAUCAGCAGGACGUCUUCACCAAGUGCAUUGAGAAACCACUGCGCAAGCACGGUGCGGCCUCGAUAUUUUUUGCGGGCCAAUGGAACGUGUUGAUUCACAAGCUGGCCUAUCUGGCUGAAGUUUUCAGAAGCGAGGACAUAUACCAGAAGAGUGGAAACUACAGCAAGAUUCCUCAUAGUGUCUUGGCAGCUCUGCUCGGGGAUAACAUCAUAUCGAGUCGCGGAGAAACCUGGAAUAAGCUGUGCACACGGCUCCUCUCCGCCCGAGACUCUGGACAACUGACAGAGAAGCAAUUCCGAGACAACGUCACCGUCUUAUUUGUGGCUGGCCAAGAAAACCCCCAGUUGGCCAUCCUAUCAACCAUGUAUUUGCUGGCCAAGCACCCGGACAUGCAGGACCGACUCUUCGACGAGCUCAGCCAGCAGCCUGGAAAGCCAGUAGACGCAGAAUACCUAGACAGCCUGCCGCUACUGACGUCCAUCAUAUACGAGAGCCUGCGGCUGUUCCCCCCCACCGGGCAGCUCAUCAACCGCCGCGUAGCCUCUGCCGUCUAUCUAGGCGACGCCAUUUUCCUCCCCGAGGGCACGUACGUCGGCUACAACUGCUACUCGACGAACCGCGACCCCGACGCCUGGGGCCAAGACGCAGACGCCUUUCGGCCAAGUCGCUGGGGGUGCUCGCGGCGCGAUAUACACAGGGAGUACAGGCGGCGGAGGACGCGUGCCGAGUUCAUCACUUUUCACGGCGGGCAGCGCGAAUGUCUGGGGGAGCAGUUUGCCGUGCUGCAGUUGAAGGCGACUCUGUACACGCUCGUGACAAGUCUCCGCUGGCGGCUUGAUACAACGUGGCUGGAUAGAAUGACUCCCGUAAGCAAGACGGGAUGGCGUUGA